Saccostrea cuccullata (small rock oyster) is the source of this 2030-nucleotide messenger RNA. Its product is annotated as target of EGR1 protein 1-like. Gene Ontology annotation, biological process: snRNA 3'-end processing. Gene Ontology annotation, cellular component: Cajal body; cytoplasm. Bases 124 to 1548 code for a protein of 474 amino acids. Gene Ontology annotation, molecular function: snRNA binding; metal ion binding; 3'-5'-RNA exonuclease activity. The transcript has 7 exons. The record is from RefSeq and is a predicted model, not a curated record. Lineage: Eukaryota; Metazoa; Mollusca; Bivalvia; Ostreida; Ostreidae.
GGUUCCCAUUAAACUUGUUCUUGGAUGCUGGGAAAAAAACAAGACUAGUUGAAGAUAAAACAUGCAUGAUUUGGCACUGCAUCAAGCAUUUAAUGUUAUGAUUUGAGCAGAGAUUUUGACAAGAUGGCAGUCCGCUUUGAGUCCAUUCCAGUCCUGGAUGUGAAUAUUAACAACAUCCACCAUCUAUGGCCAUCAUUAAUGAAAGCAGUGGAGUCAGCCACAUUUAUUGCUAUAGACACAGAAUUAAGUGGCAUAGGAACCAGGAAAACUCUCAUGGCGAAGUCAGUUGAAGAUCGGUACAAAGGAACAGCAGAGAAUGCCAAAUCACGUUCAGUCGUCUCCCUUGGACUAUCAUGUUUUCAGUUGACACAUGUCGACACAAAGUCCGGUAAAAACACCAGUGACAUGUCUGAUGAUUCCUCCGUGGACGACGGCGCCGAGAGCUGUCGCGUGUGGAAUUUCCUCGUACAGACCUACAAUAUCAUGGCCCUGUGUCAGGAGGAAUACAUCGUGGAGCCAGCUUCUCUCAGAUUUCUAGUGGAGCAUGGGUUUGAUUUUAACAAGCAGUAUUCCUGUGGUGUGGGGUACUAUAGGGGCAAUGACAAGGCAGAAUCUCCUUCUAGUAACGUAAGUUUAAGAUCUCUGUUUACAAAACUAGUCAGGAGCAGUAAACCGGUGGUAUUUCACAACGCCCUGACGGACCUCGUAUACCUGUAUCAGAAUUUCUACGCCAACCUACCAGCCACCAUGUCAUCAUUCAUCUCCGACCUGACAGAAAUCUUUCCUAGUGGCGUGUACGACACAAAGUACAUCACGGACUACGUCCACCGAAUGCCAGCCUCCUACCUGGAGUAUGUGUUCAGAAAAAGUCAGAGAGACAAUCUUCAGCGAUACGAAACGGACAAGUCAUCAGUGACCAUAAAUAUCCUCCCGUACCCCCCUAGUGACACGGUUAAUCAGUGUAGGUGUGGACUCCCCCAGAAAACCCUCCAGGACACUGACCCAGACCCAGAUACAUUCCAGGCCAUCAAAGACCACAUCUGUCAAGGAUUCGCUGGCCAUGGUUGGUGUGGGAAUGGCAACCGAUGUAGCAAGUCACACGACAUUGAUAUGAUUCUAGACUUGGACCAGCUUGUUCAGACAAAAAAGAGUCGCAAGAGAAAACGGAGAAUUCUCAACCAGCAGCAGGAAAACGGAGACAACAGUGACGAAAAGACAGGACUGGUAGGGAACCAGUUUACUAAGGACCAACUUGACCAAUUCAUUGUGAGCCGACAUGAAAAUCGGGAGAUUUGUAAGGCGGGGUGUCAUAGAGCAGGUUUUGAUUCAUUUAUGACUGGAUUCUCAUUUGCUGUGUAUCUCUCCAAGUACGGAAACUAUAAUGAUAGUUUUUGUCUUGAUGAUUGUGGAAUGGAGGCAUUUAAGAACAAUGUGUACUUAAGUGGGAAAGAUAUGCCUUUGUCUAUAGUGAAAAGUGCUUUUUCAAAAAACUCAAAAGAUCAUAAAGAAAAAAUCAAAAGGAUCUCGGAAAAUGGAGACAAUUCAUAGAAAUGAAAAGCAAUUAAAACAAUUAACAACAACAAAAAACAGGUCACUGACUUAUGUGAUGUUUUCCUUGUUUAGAUAUAAUGUACAGGAAAUUUCAACUCUCCUUUACUAUGGUUGUGCUUAUAUGCACUUGUACAUUGUAGGUGGAUCAUAAAUUCUGAUAAAUUGGGAUGAACAGAUCAAGCCUUCCUAAUAAUAACUGAUCUGAUGUAUCUAGAUGUACAUGUACCUAGAUAGACAAUGUCAGAUUAUUACUUGUAAAGUUUUGCUACAAUACCUGACAAGCAAACAAAAAUUAAAGAUACAGAAAUGUGAUCAUAUAAUUGAAAAUUUAUGAAUCUGGAUUAAGGUAAAAUUAUCAUGCAUGUAACAUAUGGGGCCAUUCAUUUUACAUAUUCAUGUACUUUCUAUGAAGGAGGGCAAAGAACAAUUAAAGAGUGGUAACGGUAUCUACUACCACCACCAUUAAAAAGACAUUAAGA